This is a messenger RNA of Vicia faba (fava bean), 822 nucleotides long. The record is from the annotation of a GenBank genome assembly. Lineage: Eukaryota; Viridiplantae; Streptophyta; Magnoliopsida; Fabales; Fabaceae.
AUGCGAUCUUUUCAAUUAAGUGAGAGUUUUAAUUCUGAGUUGAAAAAUCAUUUGAAGUCAGAUUUAAAUUUAGUACAAUUUUUCACACAUUUUGAAAGAGUUGUUAGUAAACAACGGAACAAUGAGUCAGAAGCCGUUUACGAGUCAAGACACGAGUUGCCUAAAUUAAAAAUGAAAAGGGCUCCUAUGCUUAUACAAGCCGGAAACAUUUACACUCCAACAAUCUUUGAAGAAUUUCAAGAAGAGUAUGAAGAAUAUCUAGGCACUUGCGUAAAGAAUUUGGAAGAAGGAUCGUAUGUUGUUACAAACUAUGAUAAUAGUAAGGAGCGGACAGUAAUAGGGAAUCUCGUAGAUCAAAAGGUUGAAUGUGAUUGUCAUAAAUUUGAGACGUAUGGCAUCUUAUGCAGUCAUGCUUUAAAAGUUUUAGAUGUUAUGAAUAUUAAGUUAAUUCCUCAACACUAUAUAUUGAAGCGGUGGACAAGAGAUGCAAGGCUAGGAAGUAAUCAAGAUUUAAAAAGGCAACAUAUUGAAUUGGAUAUAAAAGCCCAUUUCAUGCAGCGGUACAAUGAGUUAUGUCCUCGAAUCGUUAAGUUGAUCAACAAAGCAUCAGAAUCUCAUGAAACUUACACAUUUUUGUCCAAAGUUUAUGAAGAGUCUGAUAGAACAAUUGAUUAUAUGUUGGCUAAAAAGUUUGUGGCAGGAGAAUCACUUGAUAUGCGUCAUGCAUCGAUGUCGAUUGGCAAUGAAAAAAUUGACAGCAAUGUGGAAACUGUUGAUGUUGGUGGAGAAAAGAGUAUAAAGAAGCUGAGAUUGUUCAAAUAA